Messenger RNA from Platichthys flesus (European flounder), 7375 nucleotides. RefSeq lists its product as uncharacterized. The record is from RefSeq and is a predicted model, not a curated record. The coding region runs from base 103 to 6327 and encodes 2074 amino acids. The transcript has 20 exons. Gene Ontology annotation, molecular function: protein binding. NCBI's taxonomy places the organism in Eukaryota, Metazoa, Chordata, Actinopteri, Pleuronectiformes, Pleuronectidae.
GUACGAGGACAGAGGAGAGAGGACAUUUUGUAGAAAGGGCGCUCACGCAGGACAGAUUCUGGAAACAAGAAAAAAACUGUUUUCUGAAGUCAAACUGCAAAAAUGAGUAGAAAGAGGAAGUUGAUUGACAGCGCUGCAGUCCCCAGCCCUGAGUUAUCAAUCAGUUCACGCAGGACAACAGAUGGGUCCGAGGGUCCCAGUGGGGUCUCCUGGAAGAGUGAUAGAUCCAUGCACAUACCACCUAACAUCGGUGAUGGGAGUCCUGAAGGUUCACAGACGACAGCAGAUGGGUCCCACGUUCCCGGUGGAGUCUCCUGGAAGAGUGAUAGAUCCAUGCACAUACCACCUAACAUCGGAGAUGGGAGCCCUAAGCGUUCAGAGACGACAACAGAUGGGUCCUUGGUUCCCGGGGGAGUCUCCUGGAAGAGUGAUAGAUCCAUGCACAUACCACCUAAUAUAGGAGCUGAGAGUCCUGAAAGCCAGAUGAGUGAGGAACCAUCCAGCCUGUCAUGCAAACAGUGUCUGACGUCAGACCGGGAUGUGUCGGACUCCCCUUGUUCGACGUGUGGAACGAAACGUCAGAAACUAUCUCAAAGCCAUAGAGAUGGUUACGGGCUCCAGGAUCUCUUCAAAUUAAAAGAUCAUUUUAAAGAAGAAAUGCGGAAAAAAUUUACCUUCACAUCUGAAGGUACUGGUGACGAUCGGGUUUCUUUGGACAACAUCUACACAGAACUCUUCAUCACCGCUGGAGAGAGCGGUGGGCAAGAAGCAGAGCAUGAGUUCAGUCAGCUGGAACGUAAAUUGAAAAGGCCUUCAUUGUCUAAAUAUACAUUGAACCUCAAGGAUAUCUUCAGACCUUCGUCUGGCCAAGAGAAAACCCAAAGAAUAGUUCUGACGAAGGGCAUGGCAGGGAUCGGAAAAUCUUUUUCUGUGCAGAAAUUCAUCUACGACUGGGCCAAGGGUGAUACAAACACAGAUAUUGAUUUUGUUUUCUACUUUGCUUUCCGAGAGCUGAAUUUGAGUUCAGGCAAUAAAAGCUUGCACAAGCUCCUGACCGACUUCCACCCUGUACUCUGCAAUUUGGAAGUUCUAGAGCUUUAUGCCAAAACCAAGGUUGUAGUGAUCCUGGACGGCCUGGAUGAAAGCAGAUUCAAACUGGACUUUGAGAACAUUGAGAGGCAAACAUCUCUGAGUGAAGAAACAUCUCUGGGUAUUCUCCUAGUAAACCUGAUCCAGGGAAACCUUCUCCCGGAUGCUAAAGUCUGGAUCACUUCUCGUGCAGCAGCAGCCAGUCAGAUCCCAGCACAGUAUGUGGACAUGGUGACAGAGAUAAGAGGGUUCAAUGAUGCACAAAAAACUGAAUAUUUCAGGAGGAGAUUUAGUCAUGACUUGGCUCUUGCUGACAGGAUCACUUCACAUAUCCACUCUUCACAACAUCUCCAAAUUAUGUGCAAGAUACCAAUCUUCUGCUGGAUUUCUGCCAUAUUAUUCCAGGAGGUGUUUGCUGAAGACAAGAACGCUGAAAUUCCUCAAACUCUGACAGAGAUGAUGGCACGUUACCUGUUCGCUAUGACAAAACGCAGAAACAGAAAAUAUGAAAAGAAGCCUAAGGAAAACUUUCUGAUAACACAGAAAGAAUUUCUUCUGAAACUGGGCAAGCUUGCAUUUGAUCAUCUGCAGAAGAACAGCCUCAUUUUCUAUGAGGAAGAGCUUGAAGCCUAUGGCAUUGACAUAAAAGAAGCAUCUAUCCACUCUGGAUUUUGCACCUCAGUUCUUAGGGAGGAAGAUGUCUUUUCCCAUAGAAAGGUUUUCUUCUUUGUUCAUCUGACCAUUCAGGAGUUCUUUGCAGCUCUUUACGUUUAUGACUGUUUCUUGAACAAGAAAACGACAGAGCUCAACGACUUCCUGAAACUGAAGGACAAAGAACCAACUUUUCUUGAGCUUCUGAAAGUCACAGUUGAGGUGGUAUUGGAGAAGAAGAAUGGCCACCUGGUCUACUUCUUACGAUUCCUCCUGGGCCUCUUGGUGGAAGCUAAUGUGACAGUCCUACAGGGUCUCCUAACAUUGCCGGACCCAAGCCAAGAUACCAAUAAGAAAAUAUUAACUUACCUGAAAUCCAUCCGGAGAAAGACCAUCUCUCCAGAAGGUAACAUGACCCUCUUCAGAGCCAUGGUUGAAAUGAGAGACCAGAAAGUCAAAGAAGAGAUUGAGGAAUAUUUGAAGAUAGAAGAUGGUUCAAAACCUGAGCUGUCUCCCCUGCACUGCUCUGCACUGGCCUACAUGCUGCAGAUCUCGAAGAAUGAUCUGGAUUUGUUGGACUUGAAGAGUUACAACACAUCCGAUGAGGGCAGAAGGAGGCUGAUGCCGGCAGUGAGGAGCAGCAGAAAGGCCAUACUGGCAUCCUGCAACAUGACGACAGAUCGGGUUGAAAAUGUGGCCUUUGGUCUCACGUUUCCCUGGUCACCUCUGAGAGAUCUGGACCUGAGCAACAAUGACCUGACAGAUUCAGGAGUAAAGCUGCUCUGUGAUGGUCUGAAGAGUCAACACUGCAAACUGAAAACACUGAGAUUGUCGGGUUGUCUGGUGACAAAGACUGGAUGUGAGUAUCUGGCCUCGGCUCUCCAGUCCAACCCCUCCCACCUGAAAGAACUGAACCUGAACUACAAUGAUCCAGGAGAGUCAGGAAUCAACCUUCUUACUACGAUGAAAGAAGAUUCAAAAUACAAGCUCGACGAUCUCAAGUAUGAUCAUUGUGGAAGUCACCGGAUGAAACCAGGAUUCAAGAAAUAUGCCUGCGAGCUCACGUUGGACCCCAACACAGCUCAUAAGAACCUGCGCCUGUCUGAAGAGAACAGGAAGGUGACCUGGGGGGAAGAGCAGCAGUCAUACCGCCCUCACCCAGAGAGGUUUGAUCAGUGCCCACAAGUGCUUUGUGAGCAGAGUCUGGAUGGGUGCUGCUACUGGGAGGUGGAAGUGACGGAGCCCUUCAACAUUGGGGUAACAUACAAACCCACUCUCAGGAGCGGGGAUGUGGACGAUUGCAAGCUGGGAUGCAACGACAAGUCUUGGAGUCUGGUUUGCUCCGAUGAGGGUUGUUACACUCUGCACUGCAGCCAGAGAGUCGGUGUGUCCUCCCUCUGCCGGCGCUCCAGUCGGGUGGGAGUGUAUCUGGAUUGGCCGGUGGGAACACUGUCCUUCUACAGAGUUCUCUCCAACAACUGGGUUCACCUCCAUACCUUCAGAACGACCUUCAGUGAGCCCCUCUAUCCCGCUGUCGAACUCCGCACUCAUUCUUCUGCAUUAUUUUGUUAUUUGUACCCUCAUGAAAUGAGUAGAAAGAGGAAGUUGGGUGACAGCGCUGCGGUCCCCAGCGCUGAGUCAUCAAUCAGUUCACAGACGACAACAGAAUGGUCCCUGGGUCCAGGUGAAGUCUCCCUGAAGAGUGAUGCAUCCAUGGACAUACCACCUGACAUAGGAGCUGAGAGUCCUGAAAGCCAGACUACGGAGGAACCAUCCAGCCUGUCAAGCAAACAGUGUCUCACGUCUGUCUGGGAUAAGUCGGACUCCCCUUGUCCGACGAGUGGAAAGAAACGUCAAAAACUAUCUCAAAGCCAUAGAGAUGAUACCAGGCUCCAGGAUCUCUUCAAAUUAAAAAAUGAUUUUAAAGAAGAAAUGCUGAAAAAAUUUACCUCCACAUCUGAAGGUACUGGUGCCGAUCGGGUUUCUUUGGACAACAUCUACACAGAACUCUUUAUCACCGCUGGAGAGAGCGGAGGACAAGAAGCAGAGCAUGAGUUCAGUCAGCUGGAACGUAAAUUGAAAAUGCCUUCAUUGUCUAAAUUUACAGUGAACCUCAAGGAUAUCUUCAGACCUUGGUCUGGCCAAGAGAAAACCCAAAGAAUAGUUCUGACGAAGGGUCUUGCAGGGAUCGGAAAAUCUUUUUCUGUGCAGAAAUUCAUCUACGAUUGGGCCAAGGGGGAUACAAACACAGAUAUUGAUUUUGUUUUCUAUUUGCCUUUCGGAGAGCUGAAUUUGAGUUCAGGCGAUAAAAGUUUGCACAAGCUCCUGACCGACUUCCACCCUGUACUCGGCAAUUUGGAAAGUCCAGAGCUUUAUGCCAAAACAAAGGUUGUAGUGAUCCUGGACGGCCUGGAUGAAAGCAGACUCAAACUUGACUUUGAGAACUUUGAGAGGCAAACAUCUCUGAGUGUAGAAACAUCUAUGGGUACUCUCCUAGUAAACCUGAUCCAGGGUAACCUUCUCCCGGAUGCUAAAAUCUGGAUCACUUCUCGUCCAUCAGCAUCCAGUCAGAUCCCAGCAGAGUAUGUGGACAUGGUGACAGAGAUAAGAGGGUUCAAUGAUGCACAAAAAACUGAAUAUUUCAGGAGGAGAUUUAGUCAUGAUUUGGGUCUUGCUGAGAGGAUCGAUUCACAUAUCCACUCUUCACAACAUCUCCAAAUUAUGUGCCAGAUACCAAUCUUCUGCUGGAUUUCUGCCAUAUUAUUCCAGGAGGUGUUUGCUGAAGACAAGAACGCUGGUAAUCCUCAAACUCUGACAGAGAUGAUGGGACAUUACUUGUUGGCUCUGACUAAACGUAGAAACAUAAAAUAUGAAAAGAAGCCUCAGGAAAACUUUCUGAUAACACAGAGAGAAUUUCUUCUGAAACUGGGCAAACUUGCAUUUGAUCAUCUGCAGAAGAACAGCCUCAUUUUCUAUGAGGAAGACCUGGAAGCCUAUGGCAUUGACAUAAAAGAAUUAUCUAUCCACUCCGGAUUUUGCACCUCAGUUCUUAGGGAGGAAGAUGUCUUUUCCCAUAGAAAGGUUUUCUUCUUUAUUCAUCUGACCAUUCAGGAGUUCUUUGCAGCUCUUUACGUUUAUGACUGUUUCAUGAACAAGAAAACAACAGAGCUCAAUGACUUCCUGAAACUGAAGGACAAAGAACCAACUUUACUUAAGCUUCUGAAAGUCACAGUUGAGAUAGUGUUGAAGAAGAAGAAUUGCCACCUGGUCUACUUCUUACGAUUCCUCCUGGGCCUCCUGGUUGAAGCUAAUGUGACAGUCCUACAGGGUCUCCUAACAUUGCCGGACCCAAGCCAACAUAUCGACAAGAAAAUAUUAACUUACCUGAAAUCCAUCCUGAGAAAGACCACCUCUCCAGAAGGUAACAUCAUCCUUUUUAGGGUCAUGAUUGAAAUGAGAGACCAGAAAGUCAAAGAAGAGAUAGAGGAAUAUUUGAAGACAGAAGAUGGUUCAAAACCUGAGCUGUCUCCCCUGCACUGCUCUGCACUGGCCUACAUGCUGCAGAUCUCGAAGAAUGAUCUGGAUUUGUUGGACUUGAAGAGUUACAACACAUCCGAUGAGGGCAGAAGGAGACUGAUACCAGCAGUGAGAAGCAGCCGAAAGGCCAUACUGGCAUCCUGCAACGUGUCGACCGAGUUGGUUGAGCAUGUGGCCUUUGGUCUCACGUUUCCCUGGUCACCUCUGAGAGAUCUGGACCUGAGCAACGAUGACCUGACAGAUUCAGGAGUAAAGCUGCUCUGUGAUGGUCUAAAGAGUCAACACUGCAAACUGAAAACACUGAGAUUGUCGGGUUGUCUGGUGACAAAGACUGGAUGUGAGUAUCUGGCCUCGGCUCUCCAGUCCAACCCCUCCCACCUGAAAGAACUGAACCUGAGCUACAAUGAUCCAGGAGAGGCAGGAAUCAACCUUCUGCUUACAAUGAAAGAAGAUUCAAAAUACAAGCUCGACAUUCUCAAGCUUGAUCAUUGUGGAAGUCACCGGAUGAAACAAGGAUUCAAGAAAUAUGCCUGCGAGCUCACGUUGGACCCCAACACAGCUCAUAAGAACCUGCGCCUGUCUGAAGAGAACAGGAAGGUGACCUGGGGGGAAGAGCAGCAGUCAUACCGCCCUCACCCAGAGAGGUUUGAUCAGUGCCCACAAGUGCUUUGUGAGCAGAGUCUGGAUGGGUGCUGCUACUGGGAGGUGGAAGUGACGGAGCCCUUCAACAUUGGGGUAACAUACAAACCCACUCUCAGGAGCGGGGAUGUGGACGAUUGCAAGCUGGGAUGCAACGACAAGUCUUGGAGUCUGGUUUGCUCUGAUGAGGGUUGUUACACUCUGCACUGCAGCCAGAGAGUCAGUGUGUCCUCCCUCUGCCAGGCCUCUAGUCGGGUGGGAGUGUAUCUGGAUUGGCCGGUGGGAACUCUGUCCUUCUACAGAGUUCUCUCCAACAACUGGGUUCACCUCCAUACCUUCAGAACGACCUUCAGUGAGCCCCUCUAUCCCGCUGUCGAACUCCGCACUCAUUCUUCUGCAUUAUUUUGUUAGCUACUGUGAUGAAACUCUGACUUUGUUCAGAUGCAACCAAAGUGUGUAGAUAAGUGCUCUGUCAACACUUACAAACUCGUUCCACUACGUUUGGGCCUCUUGUCCAAACAGCAAUAUAAGUCUCUAAAACGGAGAUUAUAUACAAAUGCCUUGUGAAGUGCAGACUUUCAAAAUCAGUUGGUGCAUGCACAUCGAUGCUUUGUUUAUGCAGUAGGUCUAAUUACAAGUCAGCAGCUAUAGCAGCUAUAUUUAGCAUCACGGCACUACAUUACCAUUCAGUCACAGGCGUCUGCCUCGCUCAAUGUUACUCUGAUAACAGCUUUCUUUUCUAGCUUCUGACAGAUCCUCAAAAUUGCACUUUCUUGAUUGUAGUUCUGGGUUUGGACCCUCAUGGUUGAAUGCUUUUGCUUUGGAUAAAAGCUUCAGCUAAAUGUGAAUGUAAUGUAAUGUAAAGAGCAUUAGUAUCGACCUGAUCGCCACCUACUGGCCCAGAGACUUGUUUGAGCAUGUGAUAAGUAUGCUGAUAUUUGCAAGUUAGUGGUGUGAGGGUUCUGUAUAACUACUGAAAUGUGUAUCUUGUUUCUGUUUUAUAAUUUAUAACUUGUAGUUAUAAUAUUCUAUUAAUUCAUUGACCUUCCAUUAAGCUACGAAGUGUCUUUUCUAAUCAAUGCUGAAAAUACUUAUAUCUUUCUGAUGUUUUCCUACACGUGGCAACUAUUCCACUUCUGUCCGACCCGGGAGAGGAAUCCUCACAUGAUGCUCUGGGGUGUCUACGUUUUUUUACCCUGUUAAACGUGUUUUUUGUAGUUUUUCCUUUCUCAUUUUGAGGGUUAAGAACAGAGAGAGUCACACCUUAAGAAUGCUGAUAUUUUCAAAUAAGUGGGGUGAGGGUUCUUUAUAACUUCUGAAAUGGGUAUCUUGUUUCAGUUUUGUAUGAUAUAUCCUAUAGUUAUAUAGUAUAUUGUAUUAGUUUUGUACUGUGAUUGGUUUAAUCUCUGCAGUUUGUAUCGUUUUGGUAAAGAAGGAUUUAAUAAACAUUUAUAUCUUU